CAAGUCCGAUUGCAUAAAUUAGUUGGAUAGCUCUUCCUGUUUUGGUUUUAUCUAGUGUGAAAAAAGUGAAGUGAAUGUAGAUGCAGACUGUGAUUGCUAUGCUGCUCACACGUAUCAGUAUUUAGGCUUUUUUUUUUUAAUUGGGAAAAGGACAUGUGAAACUUCACUCCCACUGUUUAAAGGGCAAGUGGAUCACAGUCUCACAGUCAGUCACUCUAUGGACUUUUCUCUGAGGCAGCAACAUACACCACAAGAUUGGACUGAAUAACUUUUUUAUUGGAUUUUUUAAAUCAUUAUUUUUAAAGGAUUUUUUUUUUAUUGUGAAGUUUUUUUAUGUGUGGUUAUGAUAAUGUAAUCUUAACCUGUGAAAUUAGUUUUUUGCUGUGCUGGUGGACCUUCCACUGACUUCAUAGCAUGUAUGAGGAUAGUGUGAAGGUCACCUUUGACCAGGUGCUGGACCAGGUGAGAUGGGUGCUGAAAGAAGCUUCACCUUGGGAGCUUCGCUCCCUGUUUCAGAAGAUGUUGGAGACACAGGUCUUCCCGAAUUACCACUACCUGUCGCUUAGCGAGGAGGCGCACUGCCUGUCGGAAAGUGCCUGUGCCAGCGAGACGGACCAGGAGGACCUGGCACGCAGAAUGGCGCUGCCCAUGUGGCAGAGAUGGGAUACCUGCCAGGGGAUUUUACAGUCCGUGUUUAUCCAGGAAGCAGACUCGGCUUUGGAAUUUACCUCCACGUCCUGUGACACAGGUAACUUUUGGGACUCUUUGACCGCGGAAAUAAUAGAGUCCAACGUGAAAGAGAACUCAGACCUUCUCAAUGAUGAGGAUGUUGAUGGUUUUGAUGAGGAGAGCGCCCUCAUCUCUCUCUUCAGCAAUAGAGAUUUGGAGCAUGUCAACAGUGAUCAAGACUAUGGCACCCAAGGAGACACAGAAGAGCUGGAGUUGACCUUAAUGGAGACAUUCUUUCCAGUUUCAGAAAGCGCAACAGAAAAAGGCGAGGCUAUGCUUCCACCACUACUUGAGCCUCCAGACUAUUUUGACCACUGCAUGGGGCUACAAGAAGUGCAUGAGACAUGUGCAUUAACUGCUUUACCGGCCACCAAAGACUCAGACUCAGAACAGGCCCCGGUCAGCCAGAAGAGUGGAGGCAACAGAACACUGCACAAAAGGUCAAGAUGUCGUAAAUCCCAAUCCAAAGAAUCAGAUGGUGCUUGCCAACCAAAAAGGCCCAAGAGAACCAAAGCCACACAAAAGGUCAAAGAAAUCCCGGCAGAUAAUUUGAGAGACAAUUCUGAGUACUUUCAGUCAGUCAGACAAGUGGUCGCCUUGUCCAGUCCUCAACGGUUUGUUCCGAUCAGUCCGACUGCUGCCAUAGUUCCCAUCACCAGCAUUGCUAACUUUAACACGGCCACUCUGCUUCCCUCUACUGGCGGUGCUCCAACAUUUCAGAUCAUCCAGACCCAUUCACUAAGCCCUACCAACGCCACUUACAUCUUGGUACCCACAACCCCACAGAAGCAGAUGCCCCAGAUCGUUCCCCUCUCACCCAUAAGUGGUACAGUGGCCCCAGAGCUCCUGGUGGUCAGUCCAGGGGGCUCCUUAUCGGACAGCGUUAACAGAUGCACACCCCCAGAGCCCAUUACCCUCUCAUCACCCACUACAGCCAUUGGUUCAUUGGCUACCCCUGAGCGAGAGGUGACCAGUCCUGGAAGUUCAUUAUCAGACAGAACCACACCUGGAGAAACCAUCUUGUCUCCCACUACAGAAACUAACCCCCGUGAAUCAGCUGAUGUUGCCUUAAAUCCCCCACCUGAGCAUGUGAAAGAGGAACCCUGGUAUGUUGGGAGGUACUUGCAGCAUGUGAAGUCCUGCAUGAGAGAGUCCUGUGGUGAGCUGGAGAAGGACAGGAGCGUGGAGUCCCACUACGUCAACGUCCGUCUACUCCAGAGGACGGUGAUGGUCAAGUCCGGGAAGAACGCCAACAAGUGCCUGGAGAAGGAGAUGGUCAUCCUCAGCGACGCGGAGCAGAAGAAGGCCACGCUGACCAGGAAGCAGGUGUUCGCCGACGGCCAGCUGAGGCAGAAGCAGGUGAUCGCCCUCCUGGGAAAGCCCGGGGCGGGCAAGAGCGCCUUCGUCAAGCGCCUCUGCCUCGACUGGGCCAAGGACCAGCUGCCGCGCUUUCGCUACGUCUUCUCGCUCGACUGCAAGACCUUGAACCUGACGCGGCCCGACUACAGCCUGAAGACGCUGCUCUUUCACCUCCCCACCUCGCCGCGCUGCGAGGACCCCGAGUCCGUGUUCAAACACGUGCUCUCCGCUCCCAAAGAGGUCCUCGUUAUUCUCGACAGCUUCGAGGACUUCAAGGACCACGAGGGGCUCCUGCACUCCCCCGCCACGUGCGCCGAGGCGGGCGGCUACGGCGUCAAGCAGCUGUUCUCGGGCCUCUUCCUGAAGCGCCUGCUGAAGGGAUGCACGCUGCUGAUCGCCGCCAGACCCUGCGGCGGCCUGACGCCGCUGCUGCGCAAAGUGGACAGCAUCCUGGAGCUCUGCGGCUUCUCGCCCGCCGAGAUCGACCUGUACGCCUCGCUCUAUUUCGCGGAGGACGCGCCGCGCGGCGCCAGCUCGCUGACCAAACUGAAGCUCCAGAAGUACAUCUACAGCCUGUGCUCCAACCCCCUGCUGUGCCGGUACGCGUGCUUCCUGCUCGAGCGUUCGGACGGCAACAAACGCUUCGCCUUGCCCUCGACCCUCACGGGCCUGGCGCUGAAAGUGCUCUCGCUCUGCCUCAAACAGACCUCCGAAGCGCAGGGCAGGGAGACCCCAGACAUGGCCCAGCUGUGUGCGCUAGCGUGGGAGUCCCUCAGUGCGCACAGCUCUCUCGUGGCCGACGAGCGGCUGGACUCCGCGGAACUUCGGGACUACGGGCUCGCCAGCGAAAUACUCACCUCGCACACCGUCAGCAGGGCGGACGGAGCGGCCGGCGAGACGACCGGUUAUGCUUUCUCUCACGCCCUCGUCCAGAACCUCCUGGCCUCCCUGCACCUGGUCCUGUCGGACAGCGUGAGCGACAAGGCGCUGGUCAACCAGACCUUGAGCACCAGCCGGAGGAGGAGGCCGCAGGGCGAGUGGCUGGGCAUGAUGCAGCAGUUCACCGCGGGGCUCCUGUUCCAGAACAGCAAGCUCCCCGAGUGUGGCCUCGCGCACUCCACCGCCGCCCCUGGCGGCAGUGCCAAGAAAAAGGCCGUGGAGGCCCACUUGGACUCCCUCAAGUCUGGGGAGAUGGCUCCGGCGAGGCUCCUGGAGCUGUGCCACUGCGUGUACGAAACGGGCAGCAAGAAGCUCGCCAAGCAGCUGGUGAAGAACCUGCCCGACACGCUGAGUCUCUGCGGAGCUCAGCUGACCCCGCCGGACGUCUACGUGCUGUGGUACCUCCUGCAGGACACCAAAGCCCUGAAAAGGCAGUUCUGCCUCGAUCUGCAGGACACAGGCAUCACUCUCAGUGGUCUGAAAGAGCUCGUUGGACUGAACUGUGUCACAUCCUACAGGGCACCCUUGGCAGACACCAUUACCAUGUGGGAAGAGAUAGAGCAGAGUGGGGAGUCGGAUCUACUGAGGGGAGCCAAGAACAAGCUCACCCUUCACCCCUUCAAGGCCACCCAGGAAGAUCACAUCUGCAAUCUGACGGUGCUCAUUCAGUCCUGCAGAGAUCCUGCAUCACUGGAACAUGAUAUACCAGCUAUUAGACAACUCGAGAAGCUUGAUUUUGAGUUGGGUCCCAAUAUUGGCCCUGUGAUCUUCCCAAAGCUUGCUCAGAUCCUGCCCACCCUGGGAAGCCUGGUGCAUUUAGACCUGGAGAAAAACAAGAUCGGCGACGUGGGAGCUGAGCUGCUUGCUGACGUGUUGAAUUCUUUAUUGUCACUGAAAAAGCUGAAUCUGUCUCAGAACUCGAUUGGAGAUAAGGGACUGGAGAAACUUGCAACCGCUCUUGCUGCUACACCUUCUCUUCAAAGUCUCAGUUUGUACAAUAACUUGAUUGCUGAAAAUGGCGCAGAGAGACUUGCUUUGGUCCUUCCAGAGAUGCAGACCCUGACAGACCUUGAUGUUGGCUUCAACAACUUCACUGAUGUUGGAGCACAGAAGCUGAGCAACAGCCUGAAAAGUUGCCCUUGGAUGAAGUCUCUUGGGUUGUGGAACCAUUGCAUACCAUAUGGUAUACUCCAGCAUCUGCAUCAACAGGACAAAAGGAUAAGGAUUCAGCAUUCUUAGAUGACGAUGAGAGGAAAGACGCCCAUUCACGCUGCUAACCCCCCCCCCCCCCCCCCCCAUGCACACUACAGUGCUUAAACCUGACGUCUGGCUCAGACGUGCUCUGUCUGCACUAAGCCUUUUAAGGUCUCUUUUUUUAAUGCACUCUUCUGUCACUUUUUUAUAAUAAAAACAACAGUUACAUCUG
This is a messenger RNA of Sardina pilchardus (European sardine), 4453 nucleotides long. RefSeq names its product class II, major histocompatibility complex, transactivator (gene ciita). Gene Ontology annotation, molecular function: protein binding; ATP binding. NCBI's taxonomy places the organism in Eukaryota, Metazoa, Chordata, Actinopteri, Clupeiformes, Clupeidae. The coding region runs from base 415 to 4266 and encodes 1283 amino acids. The transcript has 24 exons. The record is from RefSeq and is a predicted model, not a curated record. Gene Ontology annotation, biological process: positive regulation of MHC class I biosynthetic process; positive regulation of MHC class II biosynthetic process; positive regulation of transcription by RNA polymerase II.